Ostertagia ostertagi is the source of this 426-nucleotide messenger RNA. NCBI's taxonomy places the organism in Eukaryota, Metazoa, Nematoda, Chromadorea, Rhabditida, Trichostrongylidae. The record is from the annotation of a GenBank genome assembly.
AUGAAAGUAUCGUAUGCCUCAACUGCAAAGGAUCUUAUUCCACAGGAAGAGCAAAGGCUAAAACUGGAAACGAAGGAACCAGGAAAACCAGUCAAAUACCUGUGGCAACAUGGAUGGGUAUCUGGCGAUGGAGGGUUGGAAUUCGGCAUAUCUGUUGUAGUUCGAGUCGUUGACAUGUCUUGUAGUGAAGGAGCAAAGAAAUCAAUAAGUUUACCAGUACGCGAGGCUUCUUCUUUAAAGAAUAUGGAACAAUGCAGCAGCUCUCCGGAUCUCGAUCAUAUCAUGGACGAUCCAGCUGUUAUCAUCAUAAUCGUGAGGUCAAACGUACUCGUCGCCCGUGUCUUUCUCAGUCUCGCCUCAUCGUUGUGCCUGAUACCGCAGUUGGCAUUACCUAUCGUUGUCGCUCAAAUUUUGACGACUGACUGA